This is a messenger RNA of Chrysoperla carnea, 778 nucleotides long. It is a transcript of the gene elm, whose product is annotated as calcineurin B homologous protein 1. Gene Ontology annotation, molecular function: calcium ion binding. The coding region runs from base 173 to 742 and encodes 189 amino acids. The transcript has 3 exons. The record is from RefSeq and is a predicted model, not a curated record. Lineage: Eukaryota; Metazoa; Arthropoda; Insecta; Neuroptera; Chrysopidae.
AUGCGCACAAACUUUGUCAACACUCAACUGGAACAUACCUACCUAAAGACUAUCACAGCUGAUGUUCGACUUUGACAUUCAAGUGAAUUUCUAUUUCAUUGUACGUAAAAUAAAUCUUUGUCCUACAAAUACUUGAAAUACUUAACUUUUGGUGAAUAAUUUUUCGAAAAUUAUGGGUAAUCGAUCAUCUUUAUUACUCCGUGAAGAAGAAAUUGCACAAAUUCAGGAAGAAACAGGAUUUACACCAAAUCAAAUUGAACGAUUAUAUUCACGUUUUACAUCAUUGGACCGUGGUGACUGUGGUACAUUAAGUCGUGAAGAUUUUCUGCGUAUACCAGAAUUAGCGAUAAAUCCAUUAGGUGAUCGUAUCGUUCAUGCAUUUUUUCAACAAUCAUCCACCGAUCGUGUGAAUUUUCUACAAUUUAUGCGAGUAUUAGCACAUUUCAGACCAAUCAAGAAGAAUCGUGAAAAUAAAUUGAAUUCGAGAGAAGAAAAAUUAAGAUUUGCAUUUAAAAUGUAUGAUUUAGAUAACGAUGAAUUGAUUUCACGCGAUGAAUUAUUAGCAAUUUUACAUAUGAUGGUUGGUGCUAAUAUCAGCGAAGAACAAUUGGGUAGUAUUGCUGAACGUACCAUUAUUGAGGCUGAUGAAAAUGGUGAUGGAAUGAUAUCAUUCGAAGAGUUUUGUAAAGCUUUACAACGCACAGACGUUGAACAAAAAAUGUCUAUACGUUUUCUUAAUUAAAUUUUUUUGAUCUUUUCAGUUUAUUUUUAAUUAGUU